Messenger RNA from Oppia nitens, 1530 nucleotides. RefSeq names its product cytochrome P450 3A4-like. The coding region runs from base 1 to 1530 and encodes 509 amino acids. NCBI's taxonomy places the organism in Eukaryota, Metazoa, Arthropoda, Arachnida, Sarcoptiformes, Oppiidae. Gene Ontology annotation, molecular function: oxidoreductase activity, acting on paired donors, with incorporation or reduction of molecular oxygen; iron ion binding; monooxygenase activity. The transcript has 4 exons. The record is from RefSeq and is a predicted model, not a curated record.
AUGUUGCCAAUUAUAGCUACUUUAAUAGCUGGUGUUACCAUUUAUAUUGCUGCAAAAAAAUAUUUUAAACACCGAUAUAACUAUUGGGAACGACAGGGUGUGCCGGGAGCUAACUGUUUGGAACCCGGAAUCUUUAAACCACAAUAUGUACAUCAAUCAGAUGUCAAGAAAAGUGAAGAAUUUGGUCACAUCUAUGGAUACUAUGAGUUCUUUCGUCGCGGAAUUGUUAUCAACGAUCCCGAUAUGAUUCGCGAAGUUUUUGUCAAACAUUUCGAUAAAUUCAGUGAUCACAGGGAACUGUACUUCGGUGAAGAUGCCAUCAACGAGAAUCUGUUUAAUUUGCCGGGCGAUGACCGCUGGAAACGUAUCCGUAAUCUUAUAUCACCGGCCUUUACAUCAGCAAAACUUAAGGGAUUGAUGGCACCGAUCGAUGAGAUAUCAGAUCAAUUGGUUCAUAAUCUUCGAAAAUUAGUCGAUGAACACAAUGGUUCUGUAGAGUUGGAUAUUAGGGGACCUAUAGCUGCAUACCUGAGUGAUUUGACCAAUUCGUUUGCAUUCAGUAUAAAAACUGAUGCCUUGAAAGAUCCUAACCAACCGAUUGUGAAGUUUGGUCGCAAAAUAUUUGCGGUUGAAUUCAAAUUUUCGUUAGUAUUGGCCGUAUUUUUGCCAAAAUUGGCUAAAUUUUUACGCGCCGAACCAUUUCCCGUCGAUGCCAUUAACUAUUUUAAACAGUUAACACUAGAAUUAAUAAAAGAGAGACGAAAUGAGGGCUCAGGAUAUAAAAGAAACGAUUUCUUGCAGAUUAUGAUUGAUGCCAACAAUGAAGAAGAAGUCAAUGAACAGUCGUCGGAAAGUCUUGAGAAAGAAAUCUAUGAAAGUGACGACACUUAUCGUCAAGACGUUAAGCCGUCAGUUACUAACCAUACGUUGAGUACCGUUGAAAUGACUGCACAGUGUAUACUGUUUUUUGUGGCCGGUUUUGAUACGACCGGCUCAACCUUAUCCCACUGUUUGUACUAUUUGGCCAAAUAUCCAGAUAUUCAACAAAAACUAUACGAAGAAAUCGACUCAAUCGAUGACUAUGGCGUGGAUUCGUUGGCAUCACUUAAGUAUUUGAAUGCCGUUAUCAACGAAACACUGCGUUUCGCGCCUCCUAUACUACGAGUAGAAAGAGUAGCCAAUGAAACGGUUAUCAUUAAAAACAUAGAGAUACCGACCGGUACUGUAGUGACUGUUACUCCCUAUUCAUAUCAUAGAGAUGAACAUUAUUGGGACGAACCGAAUAAAUUCAAACCGGACCGCUUUAUUGGCCACAAACACAAUCCAUAUCUACUGAUGCCUUUCGGUAGUGGUCCGCGACUGUGUCUGGGCAUGAGGUUUGCACUCAUUGAAAUACGGUGCUGUGUGGCCAAAGUGGUUAAACAUUUUAAGCUUAAAAUAACACCUACCGAUCCUCAUCUCGAGUAUCUCAUCGGAAGUGUAUUUUUUUCGCCUAAAGAGGUGGUGUUGUCUCUGGAAAAACGACAAUAA